AUGGCUGCGAAAUCUGACGGUGCGGCCGUCUCUCCGCGAAGCCAAAUCCCGACAGAGCGUCCCUCCAGGCAGGAGCGGCUGCUUCCCCAGCUGCCCCCCGCCGAGCAACGCUACUCGCCGGCGGACUGCUGUUGGACCCUAGGCGCUCUUCUGGUCUUCUUCUCGGACGGGGCCUCAGACCUGUGGCUGGCCGCCGACUAUUACCUCCGGAGGGAGUACUGGUGCUUCGCUCUGACUCUGGUCUUUGUCAUAGUCCCUUCCGUGGUGGUGCAGGUGUUGAGCUUCCGAUGGUUUGCCUACGAUUUCUCCGAUAGCCCGGAGAGCGGCACGGCGGCGGCCGCGGUGGUGGCAGCGUCCUCCGGGGCGGAAGGGAGGGACUUGAACGCCAAGGACGGCGGCGAUGGCGAGCGGGGCGCUGGCCGCUCCGCCGCGGUCGGGAUGCUGCCCGGUUCCCCCGCCAGGGUGGGAGCCCGGGGAUGCUGCAGAGUUUUCGUCUGGCUCUUCCAGGCCGUCGUUCACAUCCUCCAGCUGGCACAAGUGUGGAGGUAUGUGCGUGCCCUGUAUUUGGGAGUGCAGAGCCGCUGGCACAGGGAGCCGGAGCGGCGGCACUACUACUGGCGCAUGAUGUUCGAGACUGCUGACAUCAGCAUUCUACGCCUGCUAGAGUCCUUUCUGAAGAGCGCCCCCCAGCUUGUGCUGCAGCUCUCCAUCAUGAUUGUCUCCGGUCAGGUGCUGCCUCUUCAGGGCCUUUCGGCGUCCGCCUCGCUGAUGUCCCUUGCCUGGAUGGUGGCUUCCUAUCAGAAAGUCUUGAGAGACUCCAGAGAUGACAAGCUCCCCAUGAGCUACAAGGCGGUCACUGUUCAGAUCCUGUGGCAUCUCUUCACCAUCGGUGCCCGGGCCCUCGCCUUUGCACUCUUCGCCUCUGUGUUCCAGCUGUACUUCGGGAUCUUCGUUGUUGCCCACUGGUGCAUCAUGACCUUUUGGAUCAUUCAAGGCGAGACAGACUUCUGCAUGUCCAAGUGGGAGGAGAUCAUCUACAACAUGAUGGUGGGCAUUGUGUACGUUUUCUGCUGGUUCAGCGUCAGAGAGGGUCGUACUCGCUGCAGGUUGCUUACUUACAGCCUGACGGUGUUCAUUGAGAACGUGGCCCUUACAGCCACCUGGUACGUGUACCGCGGCCCCCGCACCUCAGACUUUUGUGCUGUGGUCAUGGUGUGCGUGGUGGCCAGCAGCUACGCUUUGGGCACCUUCUUUAUGUUUGUUUAUUACUGCCUACUGCACCCUGAUGGGCCUAUCUCGGGAUGGGACUACUUGGCGGAGAAGCAGGCGGCUGUAGAGGCACCGUUGUCCCCAACGUCUAGCCUCCCUCCUGAUGUGGUGAGCAGCCCCCCGAGGACCUUGCAGAGAACUAAAGACUCCGGGGUAGACGGAGACGUGUUCCAGGUGCGCCCUCCCCGGGGAUCUCGGGCGGCCGUCCCCCACCCAACACCCAGGACAGAAGGGCCAGUCAUCCGAAUAGACCUGCCCAGGAAGAGUUACCCUGCCUGGGACGCUCACUACAUCGAUCGGAGGUUACGUAAAACCAUCCUGGUGUUGGAAAGCGCUGCUCCGGUCGCGCCACGGAUUCAGUACCGCUGUUUGGGCACGCCCAAAGAAGUCAUGGAGUAUGAGACCACUGUGUGA
Molecule: messenger RNA, 1683 nt
Organism: Nerophis lumbriciformis (worm pipefish)
Lineage: Eukaryota; Metazoa; Chordata; Actinopteri; Syngnathiformes; Syngnathidae
Source: RefSeq, a predicted model, not a curated record